Messenger RNA from Cololabis saira (Pacific saury), 1021 nucleotides. RefSeq names its product adipogenesis associated, Mth938 domain containing (gene aamdc). Gene Ontology annotation, cellular component: cytoplasm. The record is from RefSeq and is a predicted model, not a curated record. Gene Ontology annotation, biological process: positive regulation of fat cell differentiation. The coding region runs from base 17 to 385 and encodes 122 amino acids. The transcript is spliced from 3 exons. NCBI's taxonomy places the organism in Eukaryota, Metazoa, Chordata, Actinopteri, Beloniformes, Belonidae.
CCUCCAGCAGGAAGCCAUGUCCUCCCCAGAAAUCUCCUCCCUGUCGUGGGGCCACAUGAAGGUGAAAGGAUGCUCUUCCAGCUACAAGGACUGCAAGGUGUGGCCGGGGGGCAGCCGGGCCUGGGACUGGAGGGAGACCGGCACCGAUCAUCGCCCAGGGGUGCAGCCUGCUGACCUGGAGGAGGUGAUCAAGAAGGGCGUGGAGCUGCUGGUGAUCGGCCGCGGCAUGAGCGAGGCCCUGCAGGUUCCUUCCUCCACGCUGGACUUCGUGAGGCAGAGCGGCGUCGACGUCAAGGUCCUGCAGACGGAGAAAGCUGUGGCCGAGUACAACAAGCUGGCGGCGCAGGGCGCCAGAGUGGGGGGCGUCUUUCACUCCACCUGCUGAUGCCGCCGGGCUGGGAGGACGGGGGGUCACGGAUCUGUGUUUCUCUCCUCGCUUCACUCAGGAUCAUAGAAACCAGAUUUGUGACGGACAAACUUUCAGAGUAGAUUCUGCCAGACGUACAGAGAGAAGUAGAGGUUUAUAAACAUCCGAGCUCGUGAGGUGAAAGAAGCAUCAUCUCCUCAGCUCCGGGUACUCCCAGGGUGUCGUCACUAGGCCUGUGUUGAAAAAAAAUUUCCGAUUCUAAAUCGAUUCUCAUAUUAAUUCCUAAAAAUCGAUUCGUAUGUCUAAAGAUCGAUUUAUUUUUGUUUUCAUCAUUACAUUAUAACUUUUGGUAUUUUUGUGUUUAUGCCCAAAAAAAAGGAUGUUUUGUUGGACACAAUGUUUUUGCCUUUACAUAUGUUUAAAGGUAUGAAAACAUUAAAGUUUUCAGUUAUAAUUGCAUACAUUUUCUAUAUUUCAUUACUUUAUAUACUGUCUUAGGUUUACAUUUGCAUAAAAUGCUAAAAACCAAAUUCUCAAAAAGGAAAAUCCCGAAAAAGACAGAAAAUGAAAAAAUAAAUAAAACCGGAACGUGGGAAAAAAUAAAACCGAUUUCAUCCGUCUCCGUUUCCUCCCUGGAUCUGUUUGGUAAUUCUG